AUGGGCACUAGUUGGUUGGUUCGGCCUAACAUGCUUAUCACCGCUAGCCACAAUGUUUAUAGUUGGUCUGGCGCCGGUAACGAGGACAAACUUGGCCGAGCAGUUCAUAUCAAGUGCUACAUUGGCUACCACGGUAAGGAUUCACUCAAGUCCCCAAUCGUCCAGUGUCACUUGGCCAAGAACAUCGUGACUACCGCUGAGUCGCCAUUAUCACAUACGUUUACGGUGGCGGCGGUAAAGAACCAGCCCGGUAUAAUUGGAAAGCUCAGGAACGACUACAAUGCCCUUCUCAGCGCCUUCGCUCAGAAGUACCCGGCUGCUGAGGAGUACGAGGGCAUCAAACUCGUGAACCCGCUACCCGGAACUGGCUUCCCUCCCAAUGAAGAUCUCUACCUUAAAUUGGUCAACGGCGGCGCGGAGGCUGGGGGGUUCUUGGAUAAUCUAAAGGCUAUCAGAAGAGUAGUUACUGGUAUGGGGAAGGCCGCAUUGCCUCUCAUGUCGCCUCUGCUGGGACCUACCGGAGGACCUGCGUCCGCGAUUGCUAGUGCGGUUCUUGGUGCGGUUGCCAAAAUCUUCUCCGAAUCUUUCAUGGGCGACGCUAAUCCUUCGUCGUAUUACAGCCAGAAUAUGCGUCGAAGGGCACCGCAGAGCGUGCUAUAUUGGCCGAGGUAUCCCUUAAAUCAGUAA
Messenger RNA from Daldinia loculata, 687 nucleotides. RefSeq lists its product as uncharacterized. The coding region runs from base 1 to 687 and encodes 228 amino acids. Lineage: Eukaryota; Fungi; Ascomycota; Sordariomycetes; Xylariales; Hypoxylaceae. The transcript has 3 exons. The record is from RefSeq and is a predicted model, not a curated record.